GUUCAUCACUUUACCAAGUCUUUCAUAGCCUACUUGAAAAUGUGCUGGAUGCCUGCACUAGGUGAAGCAUAACAAGAAUCCUGUUGUUAAUUGUAGAAAAAAGAGAGUAGAACAAUAAAACACUUUAUGCUUUUACAGAGCUAGGAGACAGUGAAGCUCUUGUUGUGUUUGUGACAGUUACGCAUCACAAACUAUUUAUAUGUGCGCACCGCUAGUGUCAGACGCGCGUUUCCAGCCCGCGCUGGUGAUGCGAUGCCCCGCAACCACAGCGGCGAUGAGGGCGGUACUGGUCUCUGGAUGAAGACCUCUCAAAACUAUGGAAUGAAAGAUGUCGAAGCCGGUCGUGGGACGAUGAACAACGCGACCAGAACGGUCGACAGUCUGCUGUCUACGCCCGGCACAACAGGUGCAGGAGGCUCGGAGAACCUUAGGAGAAAGCAGGGCGCCCGGCUGAGCCUGCUCGGGAAACCGCUCACCUACAGCGCGCAGAGCGGCCGGAGAAACGCGCGCUACAGGAAGCUCCAGAACUGCCUCUACAAUGUCCUAGAGCGACCACGCGCCUGGGCAUUCGUUUACCAUGCUUUCGUGUUCACCUUGGUGUUCGGCUGUCUGGUUCUAUCUGUAUUCUCCACCAUACCUGCUCAUGCGCAGCUCUCCAAUCACUGUCUCUUCAUACUGGAGUUUGUGAUGAUUGUUGUUUUUGGUUUGGAGUACAUCAUACGCAUCUGGUCUGCUGGAUGCUGCUGUCGAUACAGGGGAUGGCAAGGUCGACUGCGCUUCGCUAGAAAACCAUUCUGUGUCAUCGACAUUAUUGUACUCAUUGCAUCCAUCGCUGUUGUCUCAGCUGGUAGCCAGGGCAAUAUUUUUGCCACGUCUGCUCUUCGCAGUCUGCGUUUUUUACAGAUCCUGCGCAUGGUGCGUAUGGACAGACGAGGUGGUACCUGGAAACUGCUAGGAUCUGUAGUCUACGCUCACAGCAAGGAGCUUGUGACUGCCUGGUACAUUGGCUUCUUGGUGCUGAUCUUCUCUUCAUUCCUAGUCUACUUGGUAGAGAAAGAAUUUAACACACAGUUUGCCACCUAUGCCGAUGCUCUUUGGUGGGGUACAAUCACCCUCACCACCAUUGGAUAUGGCGAUAAAACUCCCCAGACCUGGAUGGGGCGACUUCUCUCUGCUGGAUUUGCAUUGCUGGGCAUCUCAUUCUUCGCUUUGCCUGCUGGUAUUCUUGGCUCUGGCUUUGCUCUGAAGGUCCAAGAGCAGCACAGACAGAAGCACUUUGAGAAGAGGAGAAACCCAGCAGCCAGCCUGAUACAGUGUGUGUGGCGUAGCUAUGCGGCUGAUGAGAACUCGGUUUCCAUUGCUACUUGGAAGCCUCAUUUGAAGGCGUUGCAUACCUGCAGCCCUAUAAAGAAAGACCAGGGAGAAUCCAUCAGCAGCCAAAAGCUGAGUUUCCGGGAGCGUGUGCGCAUGGCCAGUCCUCGUGGUCAAAGCAUAAAGAGCAGGCAGAUGUCAGUGAAUGAUCGGCGCUCUCCUGGCACAGAUGUGGGAGUGGAGGGAAGCAGUCCUGCCAAAGUCCAGAAGAGCUGGAGCUUCAAUGACCGAACUCGCUUCCGUCCAUCGCUCAGACUCAAGAGCCAAUCACGCACCACAGCUGAAGCUGACACCAAUCUUGGACCCGAUGAUGCUUUUGAUGAGAAGGGUUGCCAUUGUGAUGUGACUGUGGAAGAUCUGUCUGCUCCUCUAAAAGCAGUCAUCAGGGCAAUCAGGAUAAUGAAAUUCCAUGUGGCCAAGAAGAAAUUUAAAGAGACACUGCGACCGUAUGAUGUGAAGGAUGUGAUUGAGCAAUACUCUGCUGGUCACCUGGAUAUGUUGUGUCGUAUCAAGAGUCUUCAGACUAGGUUGGACACCAUUGUGGGUCCACAGACUCUGAGCAGCAAAACCAAGACCUUUUCCUCUCCCUCCCUGCACUUGUAUUACAGCCAGGCCAAGAGGAAACAGACUGCCCCAGGACUCGCCACACCUGUGCGUCCACAUCAGACACUUGGCACCAAAGCCAGGAACCUUUCCUCUCCCUCUCUACACUUGUAUUACAGCCAAAGCAGGACGAAGCACUCUGGGGUGGAUCAGAUACUGGGAAAGGGACAGAUUUCUGUAGACAAGAAAGGCAGAGAGAAAAUCCUCCAAGAAGGGGAGUCCCUGGAGCAUGACAUGAGUAUGCUCGGCCGUGUCUGUAAAGUUGAAAGACAAGUGCAGUCCAUUGAGUCAAAAUUGGACUCAUUGCUGGAUAUCUAUCGUCAAGUUUUGCAGAAGGGUCCCUCCUCAAUGCUGGGUCUAUCUGCCUUUCCCCUGUUCGAGCUGGAUCAGACAUCUGACUACCAAAGUUCCAUCCAUAGCAAGGAUUUGUCCUCCUCCUCCCAGCUUAAUAGUGGAGUGUCUCACUCUGGCAGCAGUAACCUUCACCAUGGCCUGCAUCUUGCCCUGGCUCCCAGUGAACUAAACCUGGGUACUGGUUACCCACAUUUAGCCUCCUCCUUUCCACCCUCCCCCCUACUCAACAAUCAACCUUCUAGUUCAGACAGUUUCUACCCAGGUUCCCCUCCUCCCAUUCUCACCCCCAACAACCUUUCAAGAAGUCACCUGCGGUUCACUGAUCUGACUAGGCCUAUUCCGACUGUCCAUUCAACCACAACUCUUCAGCUCCCGCCUAUAGUACCACCGCCUCAGGGCCGGCCUACCAGCCUUAUCCCAGAAACAUUACAGGAGAGCAGGGCAGAGUGUCCAGACACUUGCCUGUUGGGUAUUCAAACUGAGGUCCAGUCAGACAGAAAGGCUGAGAUUCUUGAAACCACGGUACAGCUGUGGAAUAAGCCAGAGCGCAGCCCCAAUGAAGAAGGGUCUUGGAGAAGACACCUGAGCCUUGAUAUUGACCCUUUGAGGCUCAUAUCUACCACAACAUCUGCUUCACUGCAGGUUGAACGUGGGCUUGGGAAGUCUCUAUCUGCUCAGAAUCUCAUGCUACCAGCUGCUGCGGACUGUCAUCCCAGCCUAUCCACUAGCGGCAACAGAAACAAUGAAUCUAGUGACCCAGAGCCACUGGCCGACUGGGAUGAUACAGAGCUGUACAUCAAUGAUAAAGAGCUGGAGGCCACAGAUUGUGACCACUACCUCAUCAAUCAACAACAAAGCACCGAUACAACCUUCUCAUCUGAGCUGCUACGGACAGGAGCCAGAGGGCUAUCAUCCAGCCAGGCUGGACCAAGAGAUAGCCCAGAGUCCCUUACCUUGCCUCACGUUUGCCUGGAGUAACCACUGAGCACAGGGACCUCAUUGAGGAGUGUGGACACAAUGUCCCCCAUGUGCUUUUUUUCCCAAAGGAAAUGGAGUGUCCAAUGCACUCUACAUCUUGUUUUCACACACGCACAAAAACAGACAAAUUCAUAAGUGUAUGUUCGUACGUACAUGUCAAUGCAUGGGUAAUUUGUCAAAAAUAGAAUAAGAGAAUCAAUAUCAGUUGGAAACUGAUUGAAAAGAAGCAUUAGAAGAAUUAAUGAUUAGGAUAGUUCACCCAAAAAUUCUAAACCUGUAUGACUUUAUUUCUAGGAGUGUAACGGUACAAAAACCGCCCACGGUUUGGUAAAGUACUGGCACCACGGUUGGUUCACCUCAAGUUUAAUGACACAUCUGGAGCACAAGGUUUGGUGAAGAAAACAUUGUGUCAAACAGACGCAAACAGGCACAGUUACAACCUCCGCUAAUGCACCUGAAUGGAUCUGUAGAUGGAUACACUCCACCUGUUUCACGUGGGUCAACUUGAUGACAUCACUGUUCUGCAAGCAUUGUGUGUAGUUGAAAAAACAAGCCACUGAUAGAAAAGCCCCCUCCAUUUCUCCUUUCUGGGAACAUUUUCUUUUUGCAGUCAAUUCCAACAGCGAUAAUGAAAAGACGUUUACAAAUCAGGCACUGUUUGCAGACAUCGCUCGACACGAGUGCUGAAUACUGGUAAUAUAUGUCAAUAAUGCACAUGAGGGUUUAUUUUAAACACGCUCGUAAGUUCUUCCUGUUUCCUCGAGCGGCUGUAAUCUAUCGCGAGCAUCAAUAAUGUGCUUUGAAUAAUAUCAUUAAGAUGCUGUUAUAGUAAUACAUAUAUACACGAUUAAUCGUUAUCACCCAGUGAAAGGGUGAGCCGAAACUUUACACUGUCCCUUCCAUUUAUAAGCAGGCAUUAAGUGCUAAUUCGGACAGACAUGAAACAAUAACUAAAGUGCUUAGGGUGUUCAUGUGGGAUUUCCAUAUAUUAUUAAAAUACUCAAGCAGCAUUAUCACAACAUCCCCUCUCAUAUGCAUUUUAAUAGCAAGUUUAUUCCUUCUAUUAUAAUGUACAGCUUACGAAUAUUGAAUAUAUGUUGAGAUGAAUUUGAAGUGCACUUUAUUUUGAUGCAUAUAGCAUAUUAGAGCAGGUACUAAGUUAAAAUGUUGACAAUGGUUUUACUAUAGUAAAAUUGUAGUAACCAUGACUGCUGUCACCAUGGUUUACUGAGCAGAAAUCAUUGUUUUGAUACAAUUAACCAUCGUUUUAUAACCGUCAUUUUUAUAAACUAACCAUGAUUUUACUAUAUUUUGUAACAAUGUCAGUAACCAUGUUUAUAUUGUGGCUACAUUGAUUUUACUACAAAUGCCAUUUUUAAACAAUGAUUGUUAUUUAAGAGAAAACCUGUUGAAGUUUUUACCAAAUAGAUUAUUCUUUGGAUUUGGCAGUAAUAUUUUUCUGGAACAAAGCAAAUACCGAACCAUACCGAAACCGUGACCCUAAAACUGUGAUACAAACCGUACCAUGAGAAAUUCUAACUGUUACACCCCUAAUUUCUUCUGUGGAACACAAAAGGAGAUGCUAGAAACAAUGUUAGGGACUGAUAGCCUCAGUCACCAUUCACUUUUAUUGCUUCUUUUGUCCAUCCAAUCCAAACAAAAGUGAAUGGUGAAAUUUCUGUCUAACAUCUCUUUUUGGUAUUCCACUAAGAACAGAACAGUCAUAUGGGUUUAGAACAAAUGAGGUAAAUGAUAACAAAAGUUUCAUUUUUGGGUGAACUAUCCCUUUAAGGAAUAUGGUACUGAAUGAACUCUUCUUUCAACCUUGCAUGGGAACGGCAUGUUUAAAAGGCAACAGCAAAUAGGAAUAAAUGUGUGUAUGCACAUAUACUAAUAAACCCUCACUCAGCAUUAGGAUUAAUUUCUCGCUUCCUUCUAAAUGUUUUGUCAUCCAUUUACUGGCAUAUGUAAAGAAUUAUGGGAGUAAUAGCAGAAAACCAGAUGGUCUUGUCCAAACCACAUUAAGCCGUGAUACUAUGCAAACCUCAGCAGGGUUUGCAAGGGACUUCAGAAUACAGAUUAAAUAUAUUCAAAAUGUAGCCUGCACAGAGAUGUGUUUUCUUAAUUUAAAUAUAUGUUUUAAAACCUUAGAGGUUUAGCAUAUGAAGAAAGCUGAAUGCUAUUGAGGGAUGGUCUCAUGCAUGGUCCUGUGAGGUGUGUGGUAUUUGUGACAAUUGGUUUAAUUUCAGAGUCCUCAUGUGGACAUUUGGCUUCUAAAAUGUAAAAAAUUAGGAAGAAAACAGAUUCGUUAUCAUGAUUACACAAUUCAACAGUCACAAUAUCAUAAUGAACCAUUUUUAUAUGCUUUGUAAUUGCUUUGUAACCGGCAUCCAUUUAAUGAGAAAUGAUUUGCCUAUCAUGUUGAAAUUUACACAGAUGUGUUUUGAAUAGAAGUGCAGCAAUAUUUAAUUUCUGUUGUAUUUUCUGACAGCUUUUAAAUUCUGUAGCAAGCAGGCAUCUUAUACCUGAACCUCAGCAUUGGAACCUCUGUUCUAAAUUUUUUAUCCCAUAAUUCUGAAUGGUAAUAAGUGCUUUAACUAAAAUGUUUGUAUUUAACCUAAAAUGUAACGUGUAUAUCAUUAUUACGUGUAUGUAGAAAGAUAACCAUGAUUAGCUGUUAAUUGUUUUUUCUCCGUUAAAGGCAUCUGAGUUAUACAUUGAAGAUGUUUUUGGCACUGUUCAAUUGGAAGCACAACUGUUCAGAUGUGUAAAGGAAACCUGCAAAUGUGAUAAAUUGUUUUAACACGAAUAUGCUUUAAAGAUGAUUUAUAAUCCAGUUGUGAUGCAUAUUAUGCUCAUAAAACUGAAAAUUGAAUUGAGAAAAUGUCAACAGCUGUGGAAUUCACGCUUGAAUUGCAGAAAAGGGUUGGAUGGAAACAUUAGUCUUCUAAACACAUUAUAUAAUUCAUAUAAUUUUUGUUAUAACUUUUCUGUAUGUUUUCUUUCAUUUGUAAUUCAAUGUUUUAUGGUGCCUUUUUUGCAUUUUAUUUAACAGUCAUAAAACUUCUGUAUUCAUAACAGCACUCUUACCUUGAACUUGUAUUAAAAUCGUUGUUUAUUUUUCGUUAAUUGCACAUUCACUGUUUGGAUGUGAACUUUAAGCGUCUGCCGGAUAAAGCAACAUUUCUUUGUUUAACCACUAGAUCAAAUAAUUUAUUACACAGAAACUAGCCUUAAUAUACAUGCUUGAUAAGCGUUGUUAGCGUUCUCUGUCAUUCAGAAUAAUUUAUUUAAUCAUUGUGCACAUGACAGAGUUGAUGCUCUGGGAUUGAAAAUGCAAAAUUUAAAUUUAUGACUAUUAUAAUACUUAAAUAAACAAAAGACUUGAAA
Messenger RNA from Xyrauchen texanus (razorback sucker), 6696 nucleotides. Its product is annotated as potassium voltage-gated channel subfamily KQT member 5-like. The record is from RefSeq and is a predicted model, not a curated record. The transcript is spliced from 16 exons. Lineage: Eukaryota; Metazoa; Chordata; Actinopteri; Cypriniformes; Catostomidae. Gene Ontology annotation, biological process: potassium ion transport; transmembrane transport. Gene Ontology annotation, molecular function: voltage-gated potassium channel activity. Gene Ontology annotation, cellular component: membrane. Bases 253 to 3306 code for a protein of 1017 amino acids.